This is a messenger RNA of Pogonomyrmex barbatus (red harvester ant), 2974 nucleotides long. RefSeq lists its product as uncharacterized. The record is from RefSeq and is a predicted model, not a curated record. Lineage: Eukaryota; Metazoa; Arthropoda; Insecta; Hymenoptera; Formicidae.
CGCAAUAGAUCGGUGAGGUGAGCGGUAUUUCGUGCGAGCAACGAUAUGAAGAUCACGUGUUUCAUUACGAUCUGUGCAUGUCUAUCAACAAUAGUAUUCAGUGACAAAAUUCAACAUUUAAAUAGGUUAAAAAGGGAAAGAACGCGAGAGGGAUCAGUCCUCGAAGAGGCUUCGGUAGAGAGAAGAUUAAAUCCCAAUGCUGAGAUUCAUCCCCAGGUAUUUACGACUCAUCCCCAUGUAUCGCGGAAGAGCAUUCGAUCGCAAGAGCAGACCGAGACUUUCCAAAAACCUUCUCAGAAGAAGAUCCCCGAGCCUCAGUCUAAAUCUCAACAGCGACAUCCUCGCGAUCGUACGAGACAUCCGGUAAAGCGUGUGAAGGUCCGCUCGAUCCCCGGAUCGACGUACGAGGUGGAUGAGAAUCAUGUCCACGACUUCGAUUCGCAUUCGGUUUCCGAGGUGCACGACGAGAAGCCGAUUUACAUCAAGCCCAUGUUUCGCGUCACCACGAAGACGAAUAUCUUCGAUUCGAUCAUGGACAUUCUGCACCAAUUGUUGGAUCCACCCAAGAACGAGCUGGGCCCGAUGGUUGGACCCAUCCAAAUGCCGGGGUCCAAGCGCAAGAUCUACCUGCGCCUGUUGGAACCGGUCGACUCGAAUCACGUUACGGUGCGUUUCGUAACGCAAGUACCAGUUCCCGUGAUCGAUGAGGAGUUACGGGAUUUCGAUUCUAUUUUACCAUUCCUGCCGUUCAGCGAGCCUGGCGCUUCAAACUUCCUGAACCAUCACCACAUCGCGUCAAGUGACGCGACGUACAGCUCUUCCAAUCGUCAUCAAACGGUUCAACUGCCUCGAAACGUCAGCCAUGUUUCCGGUAAAGGUCGAGGGCCGCAAUCGACUAAGAGUCCCUCGAAUGACCUCAAGGAGACCGAAAAGGAAAAUUUGCCGCCCGUUAAAGCGAAAGCUGUGAAAGAAGAGGAGAACGACAAGAGCCAUGCGCACCUUCAAUCGGAAGACGAUGCCAUAAAGCAAGUGACGGAGAUACUCAACAGCGCGGAGAACGAACCAGAUUCGAAGGAUUCCAUGAAAACCUGGUACAAAAAGCACCGUUUAUCCCUUCAGCAGAUCGCUCCGCUGUACUCGCUUACGGCGAUGGAGCACAUCGAGGCCAGCCCCUACGUACAAGAGAACACGUACAAAGUGCCCGGCGACAUUCUCAAUUCGCAAGCCGGUUCGUACGAGCAGUACAACGUAAACGCAGCCUCGGGAUACUACGAUCAAUCUUACACGGCCGUCCCGAACACUUACUCGACCACUUACCCGAAGCAGAACGAGUUUAGCAACGAUCCGAGCUCUUACCUGGCCUCUUAUCAGAGUCGGAAUAACUUGAACGGCGCCCCGAGCUCUUACCCGGCCCCUUAUCAAAGUCAGAAUAACUUGAAUAGCGCCCCGAGCUCUUAUCCGAUCUCCUAUCAGAAUCAGAACGAGUUGAACAACGUCCCGAGCUCCUACCCGGUCUCCUAUCAGAAUCAAAACGACCUGAACAAUGCCGCGAGCUCCACUUCUUACGUCAAGCAGAACGAUCUUUUCAGUGCUCCCACUGUCUAUUCAACCGUCGGAUAUCCUUACGAGAAGCAGCCGGCCAACGUUCCAUCAUCGUCGAACUCGUACGCGACUCCCCACAAGACGCAAGACGGCGCGCAGACUGGUUCGAGCUCUCAGAAUGCGCUUCACAUUAUAGAUCCGCCUUAUCUCGUCGAUCAUCGGCAGGUCUUGGAGAGCCACGCCAAUAAAAUAUACGAGUUCACCACAAUCCGACCGCGGGGUUACAGCUUGCCCGAUGUCGUAGGCUCAUCGGGCAUCGCGCAGAACGGCGAAUCCCUCGAUCAGAUAACAUGGGGUAAGGUGAAGCGAGAGAAGACCGAGUCCAGCUUCCAGAAGAACGUGGAGAUCAUCUCCGACAAUCACGAGAAAUGGCAGCCGCUCAUGUCCGAGGACGCGGACUGGCACAAGGCGUUCGCCAAUCUGGCGAACGGUGAUUUUCAGCAAGAAGCGAGGCAGCAGCCCGUCAAUCGCCCGAGGCAGGCCUCGCGAAAACCUACGGCGAGCAUCACGGGCGAGGUAGGAAGAACCGAGCAUCAUCGUCAGCACGGUAAACAUCGCAAUCCGAUUACGACCAUCGAAAAUCCAAGAUGUUUAAUUGUGGGCGAAUGCGAGCGGAUGGAACCCAUGGUCGCCUCGAUACCUCAUCCGGAAGGAACAGUCAAGCUCGUUAAAGAGCAAACGUCGGCUGCUAAUGUCACCGUGAUCACUCCGAGAUCGGCGCCAAUCACUGUGAUCACUCCGAAAUCGGUGGCGGCAAGCAAUACGUUCGAAACGUUGAGAGUGAAUAUCACGAAGAGUAGCUGGACAGAGGAACCACAGCCACUGGUGAUGACGACCGGAAGUCCCGCGACGAGUAGUACGACACAGAAAACGCCGCUGUUGAUUCGAGUCGAGAGUACUCCACUGGAUACAGUGACGGAGAAAUCAAUUAAGAAUGAAAAGACAAACAGAUCGAUCGCGAAUGCCUCGAUGGAGAAAUCGGCGACGAGCAGCACGACGAGAAGAUCGCCGAUAAGCGCCACGUUGCCCGUAUCGAAUAACACUACGAAAAGGUCGUGGUUUUCGAAGCGGCCUAUGCUAAUGAAAAAGCCGACCUCCGUGUUGAAGGGAACGGAAUUCGGUAGCACUACGAAGAGAACCGAGUUACUGAGUAACAUCGCAAAGAGGACGAUUAAUACGACGCGGAAGCCGACGACGAUGAGCAGCACGACGGAAAAAACGAGACGAUCGAAGUUGCGAGGCGCGACUUCGAAAAUGAAGUCAAGCACGACUUGACUUUGUUCAAUAACGUAGCUCUCUUUAAACACGACCGACGAUGACAAUUUGUGUUUUUUUAUGCAUUUAAAUUAAUAUUUGCGCGUUGGUCAUAGCA